GCCUCGACGUCACUUCCGCUUUGCCAGAGAGGGCGGAAAAGCAACUUUCGUCUCGGGUGAAGAAGAAGCGAGGAAGCGCAAAGAAACCUGCGCGAAAUACCUUCCCAGAGUGGUGCAGAACAGACCGCCUGCUGCGCGCUUGAGGACUUUACACGGUUUUUGAGGGAAAGUUGUAGCCGAAAUGGCUGAAAUGUUUGGCUGGGGACAGCCCACCAUGCAGCAAGGCACGCCGUACAUCGAGAUCAUCGAGCAGCCCAAGGCAAGAGGGAUGCGAUUUCGUUAUAAAUGCGAGGGGAGGUCAGCAGGCAGCAUACCGGGAGAAAAGAGCAACGAUUCCACCAAAACACACCCAGCCAUCAAGGUUCAUAACUUCAGCGGCCCAAUCAGAGUGAAGAUCUCUCUGGUUACCAAGAACCAGCCGUACAAGCCCCACCCACACGAGCUGGUCGGAAAAGACUGUAAACACGGCUACUAUGAAUCUGACCUGCCCGAGAGACGGGUUCACAGUUUCCAGAAUCUCGGUAUUCAGUGCGUGAAGAAAAAGGAUGUGGCCGAAGCUGUUUCCUGUCGCCUGCAGACACAGAACAACCCUUUUAACAUUCCCGAAGCCAAAGUGUGGGAGGAAGAGUACGACCUGAACGCUGUCCGCCUCUGUUUCCAGGCAACCAUCACCCUGGCAACCGGCGAGCUGUAUUCUUUGGAGCCUAUCGUCUCUCAGCCUAUCUACGACAACAGAGCUCCGAACACCGCCGAGCUAAAGAUCUGUCGCGUGAACAAGAACUCCGGCAGCUGCCGGGGCGGAGAUGAAAUCUUCCUUCUGUGUGACAAAGUGCAAAAAGAGGACAUCGAGGUGCGCUUCUUCCGAGACUCUUGGGAAAGCAAAGGUUCGUUCUCUCAGGCCGACGUCCAUCGACAGGUCGCCAUCGUGUUCCGCACGCCGCCCUACUGCGACACGAACCUGACCGAGCCUGUGAAAGUCAAGAUGCAGCUCCGCAGGCCAUCAGACCGCGAGGUCAGCGAGGCAAUGGACUUCCAGUACCUUCCUGCAGACCCAGACGAGUACAGACUAAUGGAGAAGAGGAAGCGGAAUGAAGGAAUGCUCCAAAACCUCAAACUGGACAACCUUGUCACAGGUAACAUGUCUCAGAGGCCUUACAGUACUGCCAGAAGAACACUUACAGCUUCAAAACCCUCGGCUGCUGCCAGCGUUCCACCAGUGGUAAAUCCUGUGUCAUGCAUUGGUGCAGCAAAGACUCAUUUGUUCAGUUCUCCUGCUCCAGGCCAACUGUUCCAAACCCAGACUAAAACCGAGCCGGCGCCCUCUAAUGGAGAUGGGUGGAAGUUUUUGAACAACGUCACUACAGCCAUGACUCAAUCCUUCCGCACCGUCAAUCUUUCCGACCUAAACGACUUUUCCUUUUCUACUUUUCAUCACCCGACUCCUGACCAAUCCGACACGGGCAGCAGGAGGGACUUAGCUGGGACUAUUUUGGCCCAGGAGGGUCCAACCACAUUCAGCAUAAAUGAUGAGGGUGAGAUUCCAGAGUUCCCGAGUUUUAGUGAAGCUCAGACGUCCGAUGUAGAGAACAUCAACACUGACGAGUUUCAAGCGCUCUUGGGCCAGAGCGGUCUUCACGGAGACAGCACUUCGGCUACUUCUGUAUGUCAAGCCAACACCGCAGCAAACGUGACCAUCGAUAACGCGUUGGGUUCCAACGGUUCGGAGCAGGUGGGGAGAAACGUCACCAACGGACCCUGGAUGAAUUUCCCACCGAGCAUCGUCAGCCUUUUGCAGAACGAGCCGAUCACAGACACGGAGUUUCCCGGCACAUCCGCCCCAUCUGCCCUCGACGACAUGGACAUGCUGACCUCCAUGGAAGAAGACCGUCUCAUGUCCAUUUUUGACGGCAACAACCAAGUCGGCUUCAUGUCUGGACAUCCCACUUAGAUAUUUGCAGACAGCUGGAUUUGCACCAUGAUUGUAUCGAGUGUGGAACUCGAAGGACAAGAGAAAGAAAAAACUAAACAGAGCCUGGAUUUUCCCACUGAGGCCAUUUCAGCCGACAAAUUCCUUAUCCCCCGUGUCUCAUAUGUGGGUUUUUGUUUCUAAUCGAGGCUGUUUUAAUUUUACUCACCAGUUCCACAUCCGUCGACGGUUUUCUUUCACGCUCAGGUUUUGUAAAGAAUCUCGGCUCUGAGCUGUUCCCAUCUGGUGCGCCAUUUCUUUCGACCUUGCUUUACAUCAAAUGUCUACUAACUUCAAGUUUUUGGUUACACAAUAUUAUAUCAAUAUAAUAUAUUCAGAAACUCAUGCUAAUGUUACUUAAAGCUGAUUGGUUUAGCAGUUCUCACGCCAUUCUGAUAGAAAACGAUCCUUGACGUGACACUCAUGUUACUUUCUUUAUAUAUAUCAUGCAAAAGCCACGUGACCUGAUCAUGUGAUUAGUGGUUAGUCAGUAAUACAUCUCAGUAAAGGUUUAUAAGGUUUAUGAGGUGUCUGGGAUUUGGGGAUUCAGUUCUCUUUUAAUGCACAGCAGGAAUUCAGAUUUGUUCACCCACUCAGUGGACCUUUAAGUACUUAGACAUCAUUGGUAUUAUUUUAUAUUUAUUUUUGGACAAAAAAAACAAUCGCUAAUUGUCUUGAUUUUUGUAUAAAUGUAAGGGAACGAUAAUGAAUGUAACAAUUUAUAUUACAUUCAAUAUACAGUAGCAGUGUAUCCACUGUUAGCACAACAGCUCGAGUCAAAUUUAAUUGGCAGUUUAGGCAAUUUCCAUCUGUGUCGUCCCAUGAUUAAAGGUUUAAAGCAAUAUUAAUUUUAUUGCUAUUGUGGGAAAAGACUGAUUCUCAAAUUUCUGAAAUUGGACUCGUUGGAUUGAAAGUGUUCCUUUGGAGACUAGAAAUGGAGCCGAAGUAACGUUACUUUUAGUAUUUUGUGUUUUUGUUUUUUUUUUUUCCCUUUAUUUUUUUUUUUUUUUAGACACUAAUCUUCUAAUCUACGUUUUCUAAAUGGGGGGAAAAAUUAUAUAUAUAUAUUAGUAUAAUAUUAUUUUGUGUGUAUAUUAUAAUUAUAUAUAUAUAAUUAUAUAUAUAUAUAUAUAUAUAUAUGUAUAUGUGUGUGUGUGUCUAAUAUACACGUGUGUGUGUGUGUGUGUGUGUAUGUGUGUGUAUAUACAUAUAUACUGCCAAAAAUGUCACCACCUGGACUAAGCAAAUAGGGAAGGGCCUCCCAUUGGAUGAGAAAUUUCCGCAUUGUGGGGCAAAAAAAGGUAAAUCUUAUCUUAUUGUUUCAUCCGGCAACAAGUUAUUUAACCCUAACUGGUGCACUGAGUAGCUUCUUAUUUCUUAAACAACUGUGUUAGAAGACACAUCCUGUGGUCGUGGAAAAGAUGUUAAUCUGUUACAGAUGGUAAAAUUAUUGGCAUCAUCAAGCAAAGAAAACAUCUAAGGAGACUGCAGAAACUAGUAAAAUCGAGUUAAGAACCGUCCAACGCGUUAUUCAAAAGUGGAACCUUCAUAGGGAUCCAUCAUCUUUGAGGAAGUAAUGUGGUCGGAAAAAAAUCUCGAAUGAUCGUUUAUUUCUAUAUCGCAACAUUGUCUCAAAGCAGCUUUACAGAAUCAACAGUUAAGGUGAAUGAUGUGUAUUUAUCCCUGAUGAGCAGCCAUGACUGUGGCAAGGAAAAACUCCCUUAGAUGUAAUGAGAAAGAAACCUUGAGAGGAACCAGACUCAAAAAGGGGAAACCAUCCUCAUCUGGGUGACAUCGAGGUCGACCAUUCAAUCCCUUAAACGUUUGUUGAAAUUUAAAUAGUAACAAAACAACAGUAGAACUCACGGCUUUGUUUAAUAGCGACAGUAAGAGCAUUUCCACACGCACAAAGGGAACUCAGGGGAUUGAGACUAAACAGCUGUGUGGAUUUAAGAAGGGGGAAAAAGAGAUGACUAGUGCCUACCGUACACGCCUGUGGGGGCAGUGCUAUGAUCUGGGGUUGGUCAGGUCUCGGUUCAGCAUGAGCUCAGCUCAUAAUGACCAGGUUAUUCCAUCAUUGGAUUUCUUCUUUCCUGAUGUCAUGGCCAUAUUCCAAGAUGAGUCCAGACCUGAACCCCAUUAUCCAUACUCUCCCUUUAUCCAUACAAGAGCUUGGUGGAAAACUCUGGAUAGGAAUAAAUAUUGUGACAUUGGAGAAGCUUAUCAAAACAAUGCCACAGUCGGAUGCGUGCCGUAAUCAAACCUAAAGGCGGUCCAACAAAAUGUCCUUUUUUUUUUUUUUUUUUGUUGGAUGGGCAGUGUUUAUUACUGACUAACCACUAAUCACAUGAUCAUAAUAAAAUUAUGAAAUCGGACAAUCACAUUUCACAUCAAACCAUAUUUUAUUUUGCUGUUUGUUUGUUUUCUGCUUCAUCUUUCUUUCUCUUGAGAAUGAAAUAAAGACGGGAAUAGUGCAUGCUCGGAAAUAUGUCUAGCCGAAACAGAGUGCAUUGUUGAAUGAUGAAAGUGAGCAAGGUGUGUACAUAGUGAAUAAGGGCGAGGCGAUAUAGUAUCACAAUAUGUAUCAAGCUAUUACGUUGUUGGAAAUGACACCAAAUUGGACUGUGUACAGAAGUACUGGCGCCCCCCCUUUCAGAAAUAUGCCACGACUAUACCAUGUAAAACACUCGGGGGCGCUGUUGUGAGGUGUGGUGGAUGGUUGAAACCGUCCUGACUUUGAUAUAAUAGCAAUAUGUGCAAAGAAUCGUUUUUUUUAUUCUGUUAAUAAAGGACAUGUAAUACUUUUUUUUUAAUUAAUAUUUGAAUGAAACCAGCACAGGUCAGAGCUGCCGUUCUAGAAUAGUAAUCAACCCAUUAUAACCACUCAGAUCUUUUUUUUUUUUUUUUCUCUCUCGGAUACUGGCACAUUCAUUAUCCAGCGUUUUACUUUUGAAUUUUCUGUACUGAGGGUUUUGUACAUUGGUACAGAUUGAAAGGUUCAAGGCAGCAGACAUGCUCAUUAUAAUAAAGUUUCAUAUGGAUCUCUUUUCUUUCUUUGUCAUAUUGUUGUUUAGUAAUGAGGCAUUAUGAAAGGGUUGUUUUCACUUAGACUGUCAUUCUCUCUCAAAUACUCCAUUCAAUUAGUUUUUAUGAAUAGAAGCUGAACUGCAAUCCAGAUGACGUGUAAAAAAAAAAAGUAUGUAGAUUUGAUACUCUUGCCUGUCCUUUUAUUUUUGAUCAAAUAGAAACUAAAGAGAAAUAUAUUUCCAUUAAAUAUAA
Silurus meridionalis is the source of this 5245-nucleotide messenger RNA. RefSeq names its product v-rel avian reticuloendotheliosis viral oncogene homolog A (gene rela). Gene Ontology annotation, molecular function: DNA-binding transcription factor activity, RNA polymerase II-specific; RNA polymerase II cis-regulatory region sequence-specific DNA binding. Gene Ontology annotation, biological process: canonical NF-kappaB signal transduction; innate immune response; cellular response to stress. Gene Ontology annotation, cellular component: cytoplasm. NCBI's taxonomy places the organism in Eukaryota, Metazoa, Chordata, Actinopteri, Siluriformes, Siluridae. The transcript has 11 exons. Bases 182 to 1948 code for a protein of 588 amino acids. The record is from RefSeq and is a predicted model, not a curated record.